Messenger RNA from Penaeus vannamei (Pacific white shrimp), 996 nucleotides. Lineage: Eukaryota; Metazoa; Arthropoda; Malacostraca; Decapoda; Penaeidae. The record is from RefSeq and is a predicted model, not a curated record.
AUGGGCAACAGCUACACCCGCGAGGAUUCGGUCGACUCGGGCGGGCGGAGCGGCAGUUCCCGACGCAGCAGCUUCCUCAGGAGGUACAACAAGUCCUUCAAGUCCCGCGACUCCGAGAGCCUCAGGGGUUACUCGGAGGACGAGGCCACCGACAGCGACCGGGAGAGGCCCCUCGAGGGUGACCUCGGCAGGAGACUGACGAAGCAGAGGACCAUCGAGGCGGCCCUCGGCGGAGCGGACGAAGAGAGGAAGGAGGCGGAGCAGAAGAGGGUCGAGGAGGACGAGGAGAGCGAGGAGCCGCCGGAGGAGCUGACGGAGGAGCAGAAGGAGACGGUGAAGCGGACCUGGAAAAUCAUCGAGGAGAGCGUCGCUAAGGUCGGCGUGGUUCUCUUCAUGGGGCUGUUCGAGACGCACCCUGACGUCCAGGAAGUUUUCAUCCCCUUCAGAGGACUCCCCAUGGAGGAAGUGCAGCAGUCCAAGGAGUUGAGGGCACACGCGCUGAGGGUGAUGGGCUUCAUGGAGAAGGCGGUGCGGCGGCUGGACCAACCCGAUAAGCUGGUUCCGCUGAUCCAGGAGUGCGGGAGGAACCACUGUCGCUACGGCGCUCAGGUGCAGCACGUGGAGUUGCUCCUUCAUCAACAUACCAUUAUUGACAUCAACAAGGGGCUGGGGGACCAAAUAUUGCACAUGGACAUAAUGCAGAUGGAUCCUCAUAUCCGUAGAAUGUAUCUGAUUGUGCGGUUCAUAUUGUUCAUUGGAUAUCAACAUUUUCGCUACCAAGGAACCCUUUUAUCUAAAUUAGUUUCUCAAAAGACUCAAGGCUUAUGGAAGAUCUGUUUACACAUGUACCAACCAUUCGAUAACGAUGUAUUCCGAGUAGGUUAUAAAUACUUAUCAAGUGUUGAUGUCCUUUCAAAUAUUGUACUUAGCUCAAGACUCCUCUGUAUUGCUUUGAUGGACCCGAGGCGCCAGAAAACACAAGUUAAAAACCACUGA